GGCGAGGGAGGGCACGAAAGACGCGCGAGAGGAAACCGACCGUAGGGGGACAAGAGCGCUCCGAUCUCAACGAGCACAAUUAGAGAAGUGUUGUUGAACGUGGGCUCUGCGCGCAGCGAGGGGGGAGCGCAGAGUACAGAGGAGGUGAAAGCUUGUAGAGCUUCAGAUUCACAGCCUCCUUCUUGAAGAGUCACUACACUGACAGAGGAAAGGAGUGAGAAGAGAGGAACUCCUAGAAAACAGCAACUCUUGGAGAUAACUACGUGAGUACAGAAUACAGUUUUCAAAACAAGAGUUAGGAUAGAGAAACACGCGAAAGAGUAGACUUUUCCUGGUGAGAAACUGCUCUGGAAGAGAAAAUGAAUGUCAGCGAAGAGAACCUGCUCAAGUCCAUCAGCAACGACGCGCUCCUCGACCUGACGCAGCGCUACGGCCAAUCAGCCUUUGGGUUCGGCCCCGGCACAAUUGCAGGGAGUCCCGGCCGGUUCCCCCUCACACCGGCCACUGACUUCCUCUCCGGCCAGACCGCGAAGUCCAACGAGAGCGGCGGAGAGCACACUAGCGACGACGAGGACGGUUUCGACUCGCUUGAGUCACGGAAGAGAGGCUCGCCAUUUGGGGACGAUAAGCCCGGGGGGCCCCUCGGCAAAAAGUCCAAAGAGCAGCGGUCCCUGCGGCUCAGCAUCAACGCCCGGGAGAGGAGGAGGAUGCAUGACCUGAACGACGCAUUGGAUGGCCUGCGCGCUGUCAUCCCCUACGCCCACAGCCCCUCGGUGAGAAAACUCUCCAAAAUAGCCACUCUCCUCCUGGCCAAGAACUAUAUCCUGAUGCAGGCUCAGGCUCUGGAGGAGAUGAGGCGGCUGGUUGCGUACCUGAACCAGGGACAGACCAUAACGUCACCUAUCCCCACCGCCCUGGCGCCCUUCGGUCAGGGUGCUGCUGUCUACCCAUUCUCGGGCUCUGCUCUUGCCACCCAUGCCGAAAAGUGCACCACGUAUUCCGGGACUCCGUCGAGUCUCUUCAAACAUUGCAACGACAAGCCUUGAUCUGCUUUAAUUCUCUUUCCUGAACUUUUACCUUUACUGCACCCAUGUCGGUUUUUCUCCCACUCUAUUUUUUUUUUUUUUUUUUGUAUUCUGUGGAAAGUUAAACAAGUUUAGUCUAAUGCAUAAUCUUGAAAUAUGGUUAAGUAAUUAUAUUGCAACGUUACAUUCAGAUUUACCAAACGUUACAUGGAACAUGAACAGUUUGGGCCUUCUUAAAAGAUGAAGUGACUUUCUAGCUCGUACUUUACAAACACUGCAGGCCAUGUCCAAAUGACGAGUUUAUGUACAUUAUAGGAAGAUUAAGUUAUCAACUUUUAUUUGUAAUCUAUGCAACAUUCAACAAAAACAACAUGAAAUGUGGAAAUGCCAAGAUAUGCGACCUAAUCUCGACCUUUAUAUGUAAUAGGUUACAGCAAUUAUGAAAGGACUGCCCUCGUACUGAUGCGAUGUGAAGGAACAAUGUGAUAUUGGCUGAAACGAUGUGUCUGACACGUUUGUUUAUUCUUAAUGGUUUUAAGUUAUUGCACAUCUGACAUGAUUGUACAACUGUGAAAAAUCAAAUGCUCCAAGCCUGGUUAUUCUAAUGUUUAUAUAACUACAGCCUAUUCAUUGAAGAAGCGUUUUUGGUUGUGUUGCAACAUGGAUUUCAUAUAUUGUUUAUAUGUCUUUAUAAUUAAAACACAUAUCUAUGCUUUGACCGGGUUUGCUUCAUUUCAACAUCAAUUUCUCAGCUUCUUUUUACAUUACGAAUACAUUUAAUAACGUUUAAAGGCUACACUAAAAUGACCACUCAGCAUUAUAUUAUUUACAUUAGGCAAAUUAAAAUUGUUAUUUGAGAAAAGUGUUGCUUGUAAUUAUGGUGUGGAAAUAACGUGAUUAGAAUCAUUGAUACACUUUUAUCACAUACAACGUAAAAUGCCUGUUUAAAAAAACCCAAAAAGGUAAAUUAUGAAAAUGAACCCUAAAUUGAAGUCGAGGAUCGAUAAAAAAAAGGAUAAUUAAACAGUAACCUCUCAAACCGCUGAAUUGAUUCCCAGUUCUCACCCUCCCAAAAUGAGUUGGCAACUUUCCUUUCUUGCCUCUGACAUGAGGCGCUGGGUCUAACCGAGCUCAGACGGGCUGGUGGGGCCCGUUUGGCACGCAGUAGGGUCGGUGGCGCUGAGGGGAAGGGCGCAAAAGUCGCCCGGGGCACCCAGGACCUGUCUCUGGGUAUUUGGGUGAUUGCAGGCUUCCUUGGCGGGCUCUUAUAUCGUGGACAGCUAUUAACACGAUUUCAGCUCCUGUCUUCCUGCUCGAGUUAAUGCAGUGAACGUUACAGGGCCAGUUUUAUUUUGCUGGUUUUGACUUGUGAGUGGAUGUAUUUACAAAAG
Eleginops maclovinus (Patagonian blennie) is the source of this 2416-nucleotide messenger RNA. RefSeq names its product basic helix-loop-helix family, member e23 (gene bhlhe23). Gene Ontology annotation, biological process: sensory organ development; positive regulation of transcription by RNA polymerase II; axon development. Gene Ontology annotation, molecular function: E-box binding; protein dimerization activity; DNA-binding transcription factor activity, RNA polymerase II-specific. The coding region runs from base 360 to 1046 and encodes 228 amino acids. The record is from RefSeq and is a predicted model, not a curated record. NCBI's taxonomy places the organism in Eukaryota, Metazoa, Chordata, Actinopteri, Perciformes, Eleginopidae. Gene Ontology annotation, cellular component: nucleus. The transcript has a single exon.